This is a messenger RNA of Bolinopsis microptera, 817 nucleotides long. Its product is annotated as B9 domain-containing protein 2-like. Gene Ontology annotation, cellular component: MKS complex. Gene Ontology annotation, biological process: cilium assembly. The record is from RefSeq and is a predicted model, not a curated record. Bases 15 to 542 code for a protein of 175 amino acids. The transcript has 4 exons. Lineage: Eukaryota; Metazoa; Ctenophora; Tentaculata; Lobata; Bolinopsidae.
AACUUCUGUAUAGGAUGGCGGAGGUUCAUAUUAUUGGUAACCUAGAUGGCGGUGAAGGAUUUUCCUCCCCAAAUUUGUCAUGCAAAUGGUGUUUUGAAACUGGAGGAGCUUGGAGACUCUUAGAAGGAGUCAAAGACGGUCAAACUCAGGUUGAUCAUCCUAUAGAUGAGGGAAUAGCACACUGGUCUCAUCCCAUAGAUCUACACUACGCUAUAAAGGGGAUCCAGGGCUGGCCCAAACUCUCACUCCAGGUAUACAGUGAAGAUAUGUACGGCAGAACCCAACUAGUUGGGUAUGGUUUUGUACAUUUACCCACCUCUCCUGGAUUUCACAAGAUUGAGUGUCCUACUUGGCAACUGGCAGGAAGUGCGAUGGAUCAAGUACAAUCAUAUUUCGUUGGCAGUGGGCCUCAGCUUAUUAAUGAUGACGUCAUAGCAUCUGGCUCAGACCGAUAUAGAUUACAGACAAUCGCCUCAGGGACUGUUUACCUUUCUUUAUUUCUUGUGACAAGGAACUUUAACAAGUUUGGUAUAGAAUCGUGAAAUUUUCAUAAGUAUAACUCUUAAAGUGGAAAUGCUGGGAAAAUUUGCUUUUUAUAGCUGGAAGUGCUGGGAAUAUUUGCUAUUACACAGAGAAUAGAGAUUGAUGUUGUAUUUUGUAUAUGCUGACGGAUUUUUAUUGACCUACUCUGUAAUCAUCAGAAGUUUUCCAUUUUUACCUGACGUCUCAGUUAUUUUGACCAAAUUUAAUGCUGACAAAUUUAUUAAUCUUAUUUUUGUACGCUUCUUGUGAUGAUAUUUGAAUAUUUAACGUUUAA